AAACAGAAGUAAGAAAGAUUUGAAGAUGUCAACAUCGCAAGGUUUGAUUUUGUCUCAACUGAAAUUCCUAUUUCUAAUUACACUUAUUGUGCAUGGUCAAGGAAGGAUUUUGAAUGGAGAUAUUUUUGAACUGAGUGAAAUAAAUAAUGCGGGAAGUGAACGAGGUCCAUUGCUUCUGUUAACAGACGAUCAAGUGCAAGCAGCUAAACGAAAUGAUGUGAAUCGAUACAAAAAUGCAUACCGGAACUUUAUGAUGAACAAAGAAACUCCAGAAAUAAUUAAUGAUGAUGCAUCAUUUAAAGAAGAUCAAAUUUCUUAUAUCCCUUGGAGAGUAGCUUCACCUCAAACGUCACGUGGUGGCGUUAUGGAGUUUCAAACUAUCACCAAACAGUUUUGAAUAACAGAUUAAUAUCAUUAAUAGAAAAACUUUCAUCAUUUAUGAAUACUUAUUAACGUUUAAAUUCAAUUGUCAAUGAAAAAUGUUACUUAAUAUUUUUAAACUUAUGAAUC
Molecule: messenger RNA, 510 nt
Organism: Clunio marinus
Lineage: Eukaryota; Metazoa; Arthropoda; Insecta; Diptera; Chironomidae
Source: the annotation of a GenBank genome assembly